AUGCGCGAGGCCGGGUGCGAGUGGGACACGGCCGCGCCUUGGUUAAUCCUGCAGCACGGCUCGGCCGACCUGGUGAGGCGCUGCCGGGACGCGGGCCUGCUAGAGCUUGUCUGCGAGAUGGCAUGGUGCGUGGCGGGCCUGGGCCACCUGGAGAUGUUGCAGUACAUGGUCGGCACGGGUUGCCCGUUCGACCGGAAGCUGUGCCGCGACGUGGCGCGCGGGGCUCGCGGCGCAGCUGUGUUCGCUGCAUCAGCGCGGGGCAUGGCCACAGCGGACCUUGCAAGCCUCAACCCGCGCGAUGCCGUAAUUGUCUCGGCGGCGAGGACGCCGCUGGGGGCGUUCCAGGGCUCGCUGUCGGCGCUGACGGCCACACAGCUGGGAGGCGUCGCCAUCCGCGCCGCCGUGGCGCGCGCGGGGGUGCGGCCGGAGGACGUCCAGGAGGUGCUGUUUGGCAACGUGUGCUCCGCAAACCUGGGGCAGGCGCCCGCGUCCCAGGCCGCCGCGGAGGGCGGCCUGCCGCACUCCGUGCCGGCCACCACCAUUAACAAGGUGUGCGCCAGCGGCAUGAAGGCGGCGAUUUUCGCGGCGCAGAGCAUCCUGGCAGGCGACGCGGACCUGAUUGUUGCGGGCGGGAUGGAGUCGAUGAGCGGCGUGCCGUACUACAUGCCGGCGCUGAGGGGCGGCGCGCGGCUGGGGCACGUGCAGGCGGUGGACGGACUCGUCAAGGACGGCCUGUGGGACCCAGGCACCGACGCCCACAUGGGCGCCUGCGCAGAGCUGUGCGCCGAGCGGUUCCAGAUCACCCGCGAGGACAUGGACCGCCACGCCAUCUCGGCCUUUGAGCGCGCCAGGGCCGCGGCGCUGGCCGGCCACACUGAUGCCGAGGUGGUGCCCGUUGAGGUCCCCUCUGGGCGGCGCGGCGGCGCGCCAGUGGUGGUGACGCGCGACGAGGCACUGACUAAGAUCGAUGUGGAGAAGCUCAGAGGGCUGCGGCCGUUUUUCAAACAGGACGGCGGCUCCAUCACGGCAGGCAACUCGUCGCCGCUGUCGGACGGCGCCUGCGCGCUCGUCAUCGCCAGCGCCGAGCACGCGCGCCGCGACGGGCUGCCGGCGCUUGCAGUGGUGCGCGGCUACGGUGAUGCCAACCAGCAGCCCGAGUGGUUCACGACGGCGCCCGCCGCGGCGAUACCCAAGGCGCUGGCGCGCGCAGGGCUGCGGCAGGAGCAGGUGGAUUAUUGGGAGGUCAACCAGGCCUUCUCAGUGGUUGACCUGGUCAACCAGAAGAUCCUGGGCCUUGAUCCUGCCAGGGUAAACGCCCACGGCGGCGCCGUCGCGCUGGGCCACCCGCUGGGCGCCACCGGCGCGGUCAUCAUAUCCCGCCUCAUCAGCGUGCUGCGUGCCCACGGCGCGCGCGUCGGCUGCGCGGCGAUUUGCAACGGCGGCGGCGGCGCGAGCGCGAUUGUGAUAGAGGCGCUCAGGCAGCAGCAGGGGUCGCACAUCUGA
Messenger RNA from Monoraphidium neglectum, 1503 nucleotides. Its product is annotated as acetyl-CoA C-acetyltransferase. The coding region runs from base 1 to 1503 and encodes 500 amino acids. The record is from RefSeq and is a predicted model, not a curated record. Gene Ontology annotation, molecular function: acetyl-CoA C-acetyltransferase activity. Gene Ontology annotation, biological process: fatty acid beta-oxidation. Lineage: Eukaryota; Viridiplantae; Chlorophyta; Chlorophyceae; Sphaeropleales; Selenastraceae. The transcript has 13 exons.